CGAGCAUAUUCGGAAGCCUUCGCCUGGCAGCUGCAGCACACCAUAAACAUACAUUCUGUCAGUCAGUCGUCUCGUGCACGUGCAAGAUAGACAAUCACUGUGUCAGUCGAUCGGCAAAGGACGUUAUAUUAGACAUUCGAGAUAGUACGCGAGUUUAUUUAUUCACUUUCUGGUAUUACUAUAAAUUUUGCGAUAUAUCGAUGAUUCGAUUAAACUGUGCUAUCAGCUUGUAAUAUAUCAAAUACGUUAACGGGGAUGAAGAUAUAUCGGAGUACAGAAACUGCUACGAUGCAUUCACCUCCGAAUAUUCUUCGUGGCCGUUCGGUUAAUAAAACAAUUUGAAUUGCUUGACAAUGAACGAUUAAGAUCUGCACACUACCAAAAUCCAAUCAACAGUUCCACAUUGAGAUAAUUCCAAUAUGGAUGGGUCAAUUUCGUCGAAAGGUCGAGGCACUAUCGGCAGAUCGUGACGUAUGUGCCAUUUACAAAUGCGUGAAUUGUAUCUGACUGUUAAACGUAUGCUGUUGCAAGGAGAAGAGUCCUGAUAAUACAGCUAACAAAACAUCUGCGAAUAAUGACGGGAUUUAAAGCUGUUUGCGUUGAGGCGCUCGGGCAGUCACGAAGUGUCUUGAGGAUAGCGUUAAGUCAAACCGAAGAGAUGUUCCGUUUAGCUGUAUCUAAGUUGACAAAGAGGAACGCAAAAUUGCACAGUAGAACCUUACUCACGAAACCUGACGAAGCAUUGAAUUCUUCUAAAACUACGGUAACAGUUCCUGAAUAUGCGGAUGUAGUAAUAAUAGGUGGGGGUACUGCUGGCUGCAAUGCUUUAUAUAGUUUAGCCAAAAAUGGAGUACGAGCUGUGCUCUUGGAAAGAUCAAAAUUAUCAUCAGGUACAACAUGGCAUACGGCUGGUCUUAUAUGGCGAUUACGACCAAACGAUACAGAAAUCGAGUUACUCGACAUUACAAGAAAUAUUUUGAUGAAUUUGGAAGAGGAAGCAGGAAUGAAUUCAAUAUGGAUAAACAAUGGAGGAAUCUAUAUCGCACGAUCUGACAUGAGAAUCCAGGAAUAUAAGAGACUAGUCACUGUUGGCAGAUCUCAUGACAUAGAAGCACAUAUAAUAUCGCCCCGCGAAGCACAGGAAUUAUUUCCACUUUUGGAUCCAAACGCAUUCACUGGUGCAAUGUACACACCCGGUGAUGGUGUUGUGGAUCCUGCCACGUUGCUAGACGCCUUAACUAAAUCUGCCAAAAGCAAUGGAGCUCAGAUUAUAGAAGACUGUCCAGUCACGAAAAUACUGACAGACAAAAACAUGUUUGAAACAAAACGUGUAACUGGUGUAGAAACUCCUUAUGGUUUGAUCAAAACUAAUUGCGUUUUGAACGCUUCGGGAGUAUGGUCGAGAAGCACAGCGAAAAUGGCAGGAUUGGACAUACCAUUGAUACCAAUGAAACACGCUUAUGUCAUUACGGCACCAUUGGAGGGAGUUCAGGGUUUACCAAAUAUUCGGGAUCACGAUGGGAGCGUUUACUUCCGUAUUCAAGGGUCAUCGCUAUGCGUUGGAGGAUACGAGCCCAAUCCGAUAAUUUUACAAUGUGUUCCUAAAAACUUUACGUUUGACUUGUAUGAGCUUGAUUGGAAUGUGUUUAGUACACAUACGACAGAAAUUAUUAAGCUUGUGCCAAAAUUUUCAACAGCUGGUAUAAGAACUACCGUAUGCGGUCCAGAGAGUUUUACACCUGAUCACAAACCGAUCAUGGGAGAGGAUCCACGCUGCUUGGGUUUCUAUCACAGUUGCGGCUACAACAGCGCUGGUAUGAUGUUGGGUGGUGGUUGUGGGGAUCAAAUAGCCAAAUGGAUAAUACAUGGUCGACCAGAUAAACAUAUGCAUAAUUACGACAUAAGACGGUUCACACCAGAACAGACGAGAGAUGCAAUUUGGGCCAAUGAAAGAUCUCACGAGUCUUACGUGAAAAACUACAGUAUUGUAUUUCCACACGAUGAACCACUCAGUGGUAGAAAUUUUAAAACAGAUCCAUUUCAUCAUCUACUCGUAAAAGAAGGUGCCGUUAUGGAAGAACGUCAAGGUUGGGAAAGGCCAGGAUGGUUUUUAAGUGGAAAAGUAGCACCAGUGGCUGCUUAUGAUUAUUACGGCAAUUACGGUUCACCAAAACAUCAGGAAUAUCCAUAUGCCGAAAUGCUUGCUAGAGAGUAUACAUUUGACUUUCCGGUGCAUCAUAAAAUUAUUGGCGAAGAAGCUUUGGCGUGCAGAAACAACGCAGCACUAUUUGAUAUGUCAUACUUUGGAAAGUUUUAUCUGUGUGGUCCAGAUGCGCAGAAAGCUGCAGAUUAUCUUUUUACUUCGAAUACUGAUCGUGAUAUUAAUAGGACAGUAUAUAGUUGUAUGUUAAAUAAAAAUGGUGGUGUCGAAGCCGAUUGUACAGUAACCGCCAUUGAAACUGGUUCCGGCGGUGUUGCGGAUCCAAUAUUUAGAGGAAAAGCAUUUUAUAUUGUUUCAGGAGGCAUGUCGGCAUAUCAUACAUGGUGUCACAUGAAGAAUGUAAUACGAGAACAGGAUUUCAAAGUGACCUUACACGAUGCAACGGAACAAAUAGGAAUACUAUCUAUUCAAGGGCCUAACAGUCGGAGGAUACUUGAGACAAUAGUCGAUGAGGAACUUUCGAAUGAAAAAUUUCCAAUGUUGACCUCAAAGUUAAUGAAUAUCAAAGGAAAUCUAGUCAGGACACUCAGGGUUAGUUUUGUUGGCGAAUUAGGUUUCGAAUUACACAUUCCAUCUCAAUUAUGUGAAAACGUAUAUGCAGCCGUAAUGGCGGUUGGAAGAAACUACAAAAUGAAACUUGCUGGUUACCGAGCACUUUACAGUCUGAGUAGCGAAAAAGGGUAUCAUCUGUGGCAUUACGAUCUAAGAACAACUGAUAAUCCGAUAGAAGCGGGCCUUGGAUUUUUGUGUCGGAAAAAUGGCGAUUAUCAGGGUAGAAAAGCUGUGAAAAAGCUCAGAGAAAAUGGAGUUAAGAGAAAACUGGCACACUUUCAUUUAAAACACCAAGUGCCAUUGUGGGGCCUGGAAACUGUUUAUAGGGAUGGUCAAAUUGUUGGAUACCUAAGAAGAGGAGAGUACGCUUAUGCACUGGAAAAAAGCAUUGGGCAAGCAUAUAUAAAACAUCCCGAAGGUGAGAACGUGACCAAACAUUUUUUGGAAAAUGGUGUCUAUGAAAUCGAAAUAAUGAGAAAGAGGUAUCCAGCGACGAUACAUUUACAGAGUCCUUUUGAUCCAGAAAAUAAGAGGCCUCUAGGCGAGUACAGUAGUAGUUAGCAUUGAUGUAGUUUUAUAUAUUUAUGAAGAAAUGAACGUAUUUACAACAGAAAGAAGUAGAGUAUCAUUACAAUAGGUAUGAAAAAGUGAAUUCGGUGAAACCGAAACCGGUGAAAAAAAUACAUUCAUAGCAUCAAGAAUCCUAUAUUCCUUGAAGCAGAGUAGUUGAAAAUCAAGCAGAUUGAAUAAUAUAAUACUUUUAUUCUAUACAUUAGUCUGUUUAAAAUAUAUUGCAAUCUGAACGUCACCAAGCGUUGCUGACAAUUAAGUGUUAUGAGAAAUGUUCAACAUUCUAAAUUACUAUCCAUAAUUUAAGUAAAUUUGUUGACCAUUUUUCAUAGCGCAGUCGGAAUCAGAAUACGCUUUGGUAAGUAACAUGUUUAAACUUCUGUAGCUGUUUCUAAAUUAGACUAUUCAUUUGAUUUUUUUUUAAGAUUUCAUCCAGUUCUAAAGGAUUUUUAGGGGCUCGUGAUGUAAACAACAAAUAAAUAAAGUUGAGUAAAACAUUUGCAAAUAGUCUCGGCACUAAGGAGAUACUGGUAUAAGGAAUAGCAUUGUGGAACUUUGUCUGUGGGCAUAGGAUAUAAACUGGAAUCAGCAUGGAAGUUGUGGAGGAAAUUGAUAUGCCAUAGAUUUCGUUUUAGACAUAGAAUAUGCGAAAACUGACCCUCUGUACUAUUAUCUACUCUAUGAUAUCGGAACGGUUUUUUUUUGUAGUAACGCAUUUGGCAAAUUAUUAUAAUCAUUGCAUAUUCACAAAAAGAAAAUGUAUAGAAAUUUAUAUGAUUAUUCUUUUAUAUGCAGGUUUCAAACAGAGUCAAUUUUAAAGUUAUAGAAAAGGGCAGGCUAGACAGAGCACAAAACAGAUAUGUUUAUUCUCAAACUUUUUAAAGAUGAAUUUUUAGAAUUUAAAUAGAUUUAGAUAGAUUUUUUAUGUAAACGGAAUUUAUCAUCGAUGAAUAGAUCAAAUAAUAUUGUUUUAAUAGAACUUCAAAAGUAAGCAAGAGAUGUAACUGUAAACAAACAAAUUCUAUGCCUAU
Cephus cinctus (wheat stem sawfly) is the source of this 4374-nucleotide messenger RNA. RefSeq names its product sarcosine dehydrogenase, mitochondrial. Gene Ontology annotation, molecular function: protein binding; oxidoreductase activity. The record is from RefSeq and is a predicted model, not a curated record. The transcript is spliced from 17 exons. NCBI's taxonomy places the organism in Eukaryota, Metazoa, Arthropoda, Insecta, Hymenoptera, Cephidae. Bases 575 to 3334 code for a protein of 919 amino acids. Gene Ontology annotation, cellular component: mitochondrion.